AUGACAGUCCAAUCAAGUGUCGACUGGGCGACGAUACCCAACGCCGCCGACUUUGUGAAAUGGCCAAAGAACCGGGGUCUAGCCAGUUUGUUCUUCUUUUCGUCCAUUCUUUAUGUUGGGCAAUUCCUCAAUGGGUAUGAUGGGACUAUCACAGGUGGUCUACAAGCGCUGCCAGAUUGGCACACCGACCUGGGUAAUCCCGAUGCCAACCGAAUUGGCUUGAUGAACGCAGCGGCCUACAUCGUCGGAAUCUGCAUGGGACCGAUCAAUGCCUACGUGGUAGAUCGAUUCGGUAGGAAAUGGCCCAUCAGAUGGUUUACCCUUACGAUGAUGCUAGGUACUAUUGUCGGUGUGAUCGCUGGUGUCAAACAAGGAAACACUGGUUACGCACUUUUCGUAGCUUCAAGAGCGAUCAUUGGGUCUGGUAUACCUCCGUUCUUGAUGACUGCUCAGAUCAUGAUGCAAGAGAUAGCUCACCCUCGAUUCCGUCCUCAACUUGCGGCUCUGUGGGAUGCCAACUGGGUGUUCGGCUCUACGAUCGGCUCGUUGAUUACCUUUGGUUCAUCUUACCUUAACAACUCGUGGUCCUGGCGAAUCCCAUACCUCUUACAGCUGGUCCCGGCGGUCUAUAUGUUGACCGCUGUGCAAUUUGUCCCUGAAACACCGAGAUAUCUCAUCGCAAACGGACGGGAAGGAGAAGCUCACGAAUUCUUUAUCAAGUAUCAUGGUAAUGGCAAUGUUGAAGAUGAAUUGGUAGCAUUCGAGUGGGAAGAGAUGAAGGCUACAAUUGCACUCGAAGAAGCUAGUAAGAGGUACACUUGGAGACAAGUACUGAAGAUUCCUGGCAAUAAACACAGGUUGGGUUUAGCAGCUUUGAUGACUUUCAUGCCUCAGCUUAACGGAUCCAACAUCAUCACCAUGUACUAUUCUGUCGUCCUCGCUCAAUGCGGUAUCAAAGGAGCGGCUCAAACGACUGGUAUUGGAACAGGUUUGAAUUUGUGGUCAUUCAUCCUCCAACUCGCCGGUGCAUACUCCCUGAAACACAUCAAACGGCGACACAUGGUUUUGGUCGCCUGGCCAUGUUUGGCUAUCGGAAUGGCAGCGAUGGGAGCGUCCAAUGGAGUUUAUGCCAAAUCGGGCCAAACCAACAAAGCUGCCGGUAUAGCAUCCGUAGCGAUGGUCUGGAUUUAUUCGAUCCCCAACAAUUUCAGUCAACCGUUAUUCUACUCUUAUCCGGCCGAAGUAUUGAAUUAUUCUCUCAGAGGGAAGGGUAUGGCAGUUUGGAAUACGGUCAACCAAGCUUGGGGAGCUUACGGCUCAUACGUUAAUUCUAUCGCACUUGACACCAUCGGAUGGAAGUAUUACUUGGUCUUCGUCCCUAUUUUAUCAGUCCAAUGGGUCUUGGCCUAUUUCUUCAUGGUCGAGACAAAAGGAUUCACCCUGGAAGAGAUUGCAAUAGCCUUCGAAGGUACCGGUGCAGCUGUCUCGAAAGUCGAUCAGAGACUGGCAAGGGAGAAUGAGGUAGCACAAGAGGGCAAAGACGACGAAAAAGGGCCAGAAGGGGCAGUAUCAGUAGCUGUCAUGGAGGCAUAG
Kwoniella botswanensis is the source of this 1593-nucleotide messenger RNA. RefSeq lists its product as uncharacterized. Gene Ontology annotation, molecular function: carbohydrate:proton symporter activity. Gene Ontology annotation, cellular component: membrane. The transcript is spliced from 8 exons. Gene Ontology annotation, biological process: transmembrane transport; carbohydrate transport. Lineage: Eukaryota; Fungi; Basidiomycota; Tremellomycetes; Tremellales; Cryptococcaceae. The coding region runs from base 1 to 1593 and encodes 530 amino acids. The record is from RefSeq and is a predicted model, not a curated record.